Hipposideros armiger (great roundleaf bat) is the source of this 3194-nucleotide messenger RNA. RefSeq names its product BSD domain containing 1 (gene BSDC1). The record is from RefSeq and is a predicted model, not a curated record. Gene Ontology annotation, cellular component: cytoplasm. The transcript has 10 exons. Bases 34 to 1257 code for a protein of 407 amino acids. NCBI's taxonomy places the organism in Eukaryota, Metazoa, Chordata, Mammalia, Chiroptera, Hipposideridae.
GUCAGUAAAUAGUGGUGAUGUCAUGCAGGCAAGAUGGCGGAAGGGGAGGACGUGGGAUGGUGGCGGAGCUGGCUGCAGCAGAGCUACCAGGCAGUCAAGGAAAAGUCCUCUGAAGCCUUGGAGUUCAUGAAACGGGACCUGACAGAGUUCACCCAGGUGGUACAGCAUGACACGGCCUGCACCAUUGCAGCCACAGCCAGUGUGGUCAAGGAGAAGCUGGCUACUGAAGGCUCCUCAGGGGCAACGGAGAAAAUGAAGAAGGGUUUGUCUGACUUCCUAGGGGUGAUCUCUGAUACCUUUGCUCCCUCACCGGACAAAACUAUCGACUGCGAUGUCAUCACUCUGAUGGGCACACCCUCUGGCACAGCUGAACCCUAUGAUGGCACCAAGGCUCGCCUCUAUAGCCUGCAGUCAGACCCAGCAACGUACUGCAAUGAACCAGAUGGGCCCCCGGAAUUGUUUGACGCCUGGCUUUCCCAGUUCUGCUUGGAGGAGAAGAAGGGGGAGAUCUCAGACCUCCUUGUAGGCAGCCCCUCCAUCCGGGCCCUCUACACCAAGAUGGAGCAGGCCCGGAGGGAUGCCCUGAAGCAGCGGGCAGAACAGAGCAUCUCUGAGGAGCCUGGAUGGGAGGAGGAAGAAGAGGAGCUUGUUGGCAUUUCCCCCACAUCUCCAAAAGAGGCAAAGGUUCCUGUGGUCAAAACUUCCACAUCCCUUGAAGAAGGACCUGGCCCCCAGAGCCCCUGUGAAGAGAAUCUGGUGACUCCAGUUGAGCCUUCAAAAGAGGUGACCCCGUCAGAGAGCAGCGAGAGCGUCUCCCUCGUGACACAGAUUGCCAAACCUGUCACCACAUCUGAGGCACAAGUGCUGCCCAAGGACCUGUCCCAAAAGCUUCUAGAGGCAUCUUUGGAGGAACAUGGCCUGGCUGUGGAUGUGGGUGAGACUGGACCCCCACCCCCAGCUCAGUCCAAGCCUCAAACCCCUGCCGGCCGCCCCAGUGGCCCAGAGCCCAGGCCUCCAGCCAGAGUAGAGACUCUCAGGGAGGAGGUGCUCACAGACUUACGAGUGUUUGAGCUGAACUCGGACAGUGGGAAGUCCACACCUUCCAACAAUGGAAAGAAAGGCUCAAGCACCGACAUCAGCGAGGACUGGGAGAAGGACUUUGACUUGGACAUGACUGAAGAAGAGGUGCAGAUGGCACUUUCUAAAGUAGAUGCCUCCGGUGAGCUGGAAGAUGUGGAGUGGGAGGACUGGGAAUGAGGGGAGCCAAGGCAAGCAGCUCCCCCUCCCACAGCACCUCCCACCUCCCUCGCUCAUCUCACCCCAGCCCUGGAAGACACUGACCAAGAAUGUCCCCCGAAUGGCCUCUAUCAACCAGAGCUCUCAGCCCAGAUUCUGGGUUGCUCCUUACUGGCCCUUUGGAUCUCUGCUCACAUCUGGGAAGGGGCUCACAAAAUCCAAACCAAGAACUCUGACUUGUGCCAACUGUAGAAUGACCUAAGGGGGAGGAAACCUACCCCCUCACCAGAAGAGCCUACAUUUCUCUGCUGAAUACCCACUGUUCCUGGGGACUCUUGCUGGGAAGUCCCAAGGGAUAGCUCCAUACCUUCUGCCUAUGUGGACAGAGCUAAACCACCGGUCUCUUGGAGGAAGCCCAGGCAAAAUACUAUCCACCCUUUAAGCAAGCAAGGAAGGCCAUGCCACCUGCCCUUGGCUCGACAGAGAUGACGAACACAUUUUGAUUCCUAGCCCAUCGGGUAAGAGACAUUGGACUCUGGGAAAUUUGCCUUUCUUGGGAAUCUCCCCUUCCCAGUUCAUUUUCCAUUCCUGAAAAGGUUCCUUGAGGUUCAGAAUCUAGAGACCAAACCUUUCCAGUCCAGGCUGGUAUGUCCCUAACGUCUUUCCCAGGGCUUCUUCAUGUCAGAUGCACCCAAGUCCUUAGCCCAGCUGUGCCACCUGCAAGACUCUGCUCUUGCUUUUCCUCCCUUCCUCAAGAAGGGAAGGGCAGCUUCAAACCUGCUGUGUGUUGUCUGGUGGGGUACCUUGUGCAGCCAGCUACCCAUCUCAACUCCCCUGGACAUGAGGACACAAGCCACCUCCCAGCAGUACGGAGCAGUGAUCAAAGCCGAGCAUUCACGACUCUAGUAAGCCCAACUUCUCCGCCUCAGCCCUUCUGUUUCUUGAAGGGGUGUGCUGGGAUGAACUUCCUGAGACUCUCAUCAGACUUCUGCAAAAGCUCUUCUCCCUGAAGACAGACCCAGUCUUUGUGGCUCUCAUCCUCCACUCUGGUAAAGAUGCACCUCUCGUGGGGGAAUGAGGGGCUGCGGGAAUUCCUGGAGACCCUGGUGCUUCACGACGCUGCUCUGGUGAUUCUUGUACGUACAUAGUCUGGUGUGUUCACCAAUGAUUUAAUGGGAUCGUGGUCAGGGAUGCCGAGAGCGGUGGUCACUUCCACUUCAAACCUUCAGUGAGGGGGUAGGACGGAGAGAAUGCUGAAUCUUUGAUGGGAUGGGGUUUUUCUCUUUGUAAUUAUUUCUUUAGUUUAAUUAAUCUUUUGGUUGUUUGUGCAAUAUUAUAUAUUUUAAAUUAUAAUGCAUCUCCCCAGAGUAUUUUGUAGCCGGGAAAAGAAAAAAGGAAAAAAAAGUAAAAAACAAAGAUUCCAACAGCUGUUAGUUUUGUAAUUAAAAAAGAAAGAAAAAAGAACUUUGUCCUGAACCUUUUCCAGACUUGCCGUUAACAGCAUUAAAGAAAUUCAACAAAAGCUGGAAGGUGUCUGGGGGUGUUUUUGUCCCCAACGGCAGCUGCCCUGGAGCCAGGGCAGGACUCAUGCCCUGUGCAGAGUGGCUUCCUGGCUUGGAAUCUGGGCGAGGGGAAUGGUGGGGGGACUAGCCUGGGUCCUGAGUAAGUCCCUUGUCCUCAUCCCAGACUCAGUUUGGCCCUUGGGAUGAGGAAUGGACAGGGCCCCCAACAGGCCUGUGACCAAGACAAGGAGUCAAAAGGCCAACUCUGCAGUCCCAACACUUCUGCUUUUAUUUGGAAAGGAAGUUGCAGCAACAGUGGCUCCAGUUGCUCUUGGUCAUUGUUCUCUCCUCCCCCUGUAUGUGUAUAAUUCUGGGGUCUAUUUUUAAUUAACUUUAGUUAAAACACUUGUAUGAAAAUCACUUGUCAGCAGUAAUAAAAGGGAAGUCUGAAUGAGA